UGACAAUGAUUUCCUUUCAGAUGCAGUUCAUGCUGCUUUUCAGCAGACAGGGCAAGCUGCGGCUGCAGAAGUGGUACGUGCCCCUGUCGGACAAGGAGAAGAAGAAGAUCACCAGGGAGCUGGUGCAGACCAUCCUGGCUCGCAAGGCCAAAAUGUGCAGCUUCUUGGAGUGGAGAGACCUCAAGGUUGUCUACAAGAGAUACGCCAGCUUGUACUUCUGCUGCGCCAUCGAGGAGCAGGACAACGAGCUGAUCACGCUGGAGAUCAUCCACAGAUAUGUGGAACUGCUGGACAAAUACUUUGGCAGCGUGUGCGAGCUGGACAUCAUCUUCAACUUUGAGAAGGCCUACUUCAUCUUGGACGAGUUCCUGCUGGGCGGCGAAGCUCAGGAGACGUCCAAGAAGAAUGUGCUCAAGGCCAUCGAGCAGGGCGACCUGCUGCAAGAGAACAUAGACUCUGAGAUGCGCAUGUUUGCAGCCCCGUCACGAGUACUUUAAUGUGCCUUUGUACUGACUGGCUGCCACGCCCGUGCCAUGCAUGCUCAGCACCUUUUGCUCCGCACCACGUCCUUGUGCCUUGUAGCCCAAGCCCGACCGUACCCACCCGCGCAGGCGUGAUGCACCGCAACUGUCAUACAUGUGGCUGUUACCUUCUUUGUUACGUGACAGAGCUUGCCACUCAAUCUGCUUGUUGAAGUUGUGUCGUGGCCAAGCUUAUAACUGAAUUUGUACUCUUUGUACGCUUUGUCUUUUUUUUUACGGCUUCUAUUUCAGAAAAUGGAGUCUUGUUUUUUUCUUGUAUGCCAUUCAUGCAUGUUACCUGUUCUUCUAUCUCGUCUAUUUUUAGUUUUUAAAUUGUAUCUCUUGACAAGCACAAUCUUUGCGAUGCUUAUAGAAGUGUCACUUUCUAUUAAUAUUUUUAGUGUGGUAUUAAUGAUCCGAACAUUUGCUAUUUUUGCACCGAUAUUAACCAAAGGCCUAAUUGACCUUCCACGUAAGUAAUAUCGAAAGCUUUAUAAGAAGCUGAUAGAGGGACACAAGUAUUUGCAAUCUGACUAAUCAGCACCGUUUUUUUUAUGAUACAGUGCAAUAGUUUGAUAUGUAGGUUUAUGAAUAAUAAAUAUGUUGUGAUUCUUA
This is a messenger RNA of Syngnathus acus (greater pipefish), 1136 nucleotides long. RefSeq names its product AP-1 complex subunit sigma-2. Gene Ontology annotation, biological process: vesicle-mediated transport; intracellular protein transport. Bases 6 to 497 code for a protein of 163 amino acids. The record is from RefSeq and is a predicted model, not a curated record. Gene Ontology annotation, molecular function: clathrin-cargo adaptor activity. Gene Ontology annotation, cellular component: AP-1 adaptor complex; membrane coat; intracellular membrane-bounded organelle. The transcript is spliced from 5 exons. NCBI's taxonomy places the organism in Eukaryota, Metazoa, Chordata, Actinopteri, Syngnathiformes, Syngnathidae.